Biomphalaria glabrata is the source of this 6173-nucleotide messenger RNA. Its product is annotated as zinc finger protein 850-like. Gene Ontology annotation, molecular function: zinc ion binding; RNA polymerase II cis-regulatory region sequence-specific DNA binding; DNA-binding transcription factor activity. NCBI's taxonomy places the organism in Eukaryota, Metazoa, Mollusca, Gastropoda, Planorbidae. The record is from RefSeq and is a predicted model, not a curated record. The transcript has 4 exons. Gene Ontology annotation, biological process: regulation of transcription by RNA polymerase II. The coding region runs from base 452 to 4339 and encodes 1295 amino acids.
AACGGUGCGCCUGCGCACCAUCUUUGCGCACGAGUCUGCGAAACGUUAGGCCUAGGCUAGAAAACACCCGGAAAGGUUUCGAAAUAUUUUAGACUAGACGAGCUGAAGAAGUGUAUCAAGCUCAUUAAAGACAAAGAUAUGGGCUUUGAUCUAGCAGAGUCUUGGGAUGGUCUAAGGCGCCCUAAGGUAUCAAAAGGCCAAAUCUAGACUAAAUAAACUACAGCUAAUCUAGAUCUAGACUAACAAAGUCAAGAUGAUGCUUCAUUUCAAGAAUAGCAGAAGUUUGCAAGAACAUGAUUUCAGUAAUAGAAUGAAAAUAUUGGCAACUGAAUUACCCCAUUUUUUGCUGCGACUUUUAUCUUCAAGGUAGUGUAACUUGAGCCCCUAAUAGCUGAAAAGACUGUUUGCUUGCCUCCAGGUUUUGAUCAUUUUGUUUUAGACAUUUCUAAACAUGGAUGAUGAGAAAAUUGUUAUCAAGACUGAGCCAAUGGACAGUUUUGAUUGGGACAACCAGCAGCUAGACAUAGGGGCAGGCAAGAAAGAGUUGCCUAAACAAAGUAAGGAAAAUUCUACUUCAUUCAGUGCUGCGGAAAUUGCAGAAAAAGUAAAGAAUAUUAAGAGACGAUUGUCAAGUCAUGAUGAUUCCAAUGAUGAGUCCUAUAAAGCUGAUCACUAUGAUGAUAAUGUAUUUUCUGAAACUAUGUUGGACAAAGAAAAAAAGUGUAAACCAAGUCAAAUAAAAAGAAGUAUUUCAACUGACGAAGAUAAUCAGUUUCAAAAUAAAAGCAAGACAGAGAGAGUUUCUUUCAAAAGAAGUGAUUCUGAUAGCUAUGACACUUACCAUUAUCAUACUCUUGCCUCCAAACAAGACAAGAGUGAAGAGGAUUCCCAAAAUACUGUGGACCUUAAACCAGACAUAGCUGACCUAGAUGAUGAGUCCAGACCAGCUUCCAAAUCCAACUCUAUUCAUUCUUUGUCAGGAGAUAACUCUCUGGGCAAAACUUUAGCUACAAGCUUGCAGCUUAUUGCUACCAAUACUGCAUCCUCUCCAAUUGUCCCUAGUUCAGCCGCUGUUAACCAUACCCAAAGUAGGACAAGUCCUUCAUCUAGCUCUCAUUCUUCUUGUGCAGCUACCCAUGUGGUUGUGAUAUCGCCUGUUGACCCACCUCGUAGAUAUAGGACCAGGUCAGCUUCUAAGACUGAUAAACCAAAGCGGGAAAGACGCACGAGAAGUGCAGCUAAAAUAAGCAAUGCUAAAGUGAAAGAGAAGGAUAUGGAAAUGAUGAAACCACUUCUCAACAAAGAUGGCAGUGUGACACUCUAUCAGUGCGAGGAAUGCAAUAAGGUUUUUAACAAAAAGCAAACUUUAAGACAACAUUUCAUAACUCAUACCAACAGAUUUGCUUGUCCAUACUGUGAUGCACGAUGUAAAAGUAAAGGAGAUCUGAGAACUCAUAUUCAGACUCACACAAAAGAAAAGCCAUUCCAUUGUGAUAUUUGUAACACGGACUACACGCGGGAAAGUAUUCUUAGGAAGCAUAUGAAAACCCAGACCCACAUUAGAGCUUGUUAUGAACGGGACAACAUGCUGCGUCUGCAGAGUAAGGAACCUCCAAAUACCUGUGAAAAAGAGGUUGAUCAAUUUGUUCCUUCUCAAACCAAAGUGCGUCUAGAAGGUUUUUCAUGCAGGCAUUGUAAAAAAGUUGUUUUUUGUAAAUCUGAGUAUAAGAAGCAUGUCAAAUCACAUAGUUUUAAACAUGUGUGCAAUAUUUGUCAGAAAGGGUGCAUAAACGCCUUGCUUCUCAAAAUUCACAAACGCUCUCAUACCAAAAACAACCUAUUGUCUUGCAAAGUAUGCUCCAGAACCUUUGCUAACUUGUAUCGCCUCAAAGAACAUGUCAAGACUCACAAGUCACUGAAUAUAAAUAAACCCUCUCAAGAAAUGCUCAUCAAAGCUGCCAUUAACAAACAUAAUAAAGAUUUAAAACAAAAGAUGUCUACCGCCAAGUCUGGACAAACUAGCAGUGCUAAGGGUGGCAAAUUAGAAUGUGAAAUCUGUCAAAAAACAUUUUCCAGCGAGAAGCGGUUUGAAAACCAUAGCAGAGUGCAUGAGGGUACUUACGUUUGUGGAGUUUGCAAGAAAACUUUUGGGUCAGUGCCCAAAUUAAAAAUUCAUUUGCGAUUUCAUGGCAGAAUGUUUCACUGUGACACUUGUGAUAAGAGCUUUUUUGACGAUAAGGAUCUGCAGGAUCAUAUCCACAUACAGCACGUCAUGGAGAGAAAUUAUCCCUGCAAAAUAUGCAAUGAACGAUUUAUAACUGCCGGUGAUUUAAAGGAGCAUGUCAAUCAUCAUGCUCCAACAAUGCUUUUUAGUGGUGCGUCAUUGGAAGAAAGCACCAUUCCUGUUGUGAGCAGAACUGGUAAGAAAGGCACUAGCUCAGGGUUCAGUGUUUCCAAAUUUUCAGAAAGUGAAGACUCGAGUGAAGAAGAAACCAGAAAACAGCAAGAAAGUGCCAAAGGUGACUCUGAUGAUGAAAGUAUCCUUAGCAGCCAUGAGUUUUUUGAUAUUAUCAACAGUGCUCUGGAUGGAAGUGAUGAUAAUAUGAAUGAUUCUGAGCUCUCAGAUUCAGAUGAUGAUUUGUUUGAGGGCAUUAAAUCUGUGUUAGAGUCUGAAGUUCUGACUUCUGGAGAGUCUGACCUCGACAACAAAGACAGUUAUUCACUUCAGAAGCCUAUAAUGUACAGUCAUAAUGAGAUUAUAAAGAAACAUGCAGCUGAUUUUGACCGCUAUACAGAGAAAGAUGAGGAAACUAAAAGUUUUGUCUGUAAACUUUGUGACUUGCAAUUUGAGGAGAUCAAAUAUCUUAAGAAUCAUUUCAAAUGCCAUGUCUGUGAGUAUUGCAAUAAAUUCUUUACAGACAAAGAAAAACUUGCUGCCCAUAAAGCUCGUCAUGUCAAGCAGCUAUUGAAAGAAAUAAAAAACGAAGCUCAGCGUCUUCAUAUACCAAAACAAGGUUGGAAAGGUUAUUUAAUGGUGUCCUCAGAAUCAGACGAUGAUUUUGAAGACCAGUUUCUCAAUGAGCUGGAAGACAUUCUGGAAGGAGAACCUCCUAAAGUUCCCAGGUCUGUGUAUUUUCUCCACACACUAUCUCAUGAAGAGAUAGUGAGAGCUAACAAACAAAUAUUUGAUCAUUACUCCUGUUUGGAUUUAACCAACAACAUCUUUGCUUGCACUAUUUGUAAACGCAAAUAUGCCAGACCAACAACACUUACAAGACACUUUAAAACACAUGUUUGCCAGUUUUGUAACAAGUUCUUUGAGGACAAGUCAGAUCUAUUGGAACACAAAUAUCGGCACAGAAAGAAAGCUGCUUUAAUGAAAGCAGAAAUCACUGGAGAAGGUAGCAAAAUGCCUCCUUCGCCUAUUGUUUCCAAACAGAAUCGAGAUAUGUUCAAAAGGUAUUCGUACAUUGAUGCUGAGCGGAACAUUAACAGGUGUACUUUAUGUUGUAAAGACUUUGUUCGUAGGACUGUGCUCACUAGACACAUGAAGACUCACAUUUGUAGUCACUGUGAUAAAUUUUUUGAGGAUAAGUACGAUCUCGCCAAGCACACCUCGUUUCACAAAGUGGAGAAACAUUAUCUUGAUGAAGAUGAUGCAAACAAUGAGGACUACGCUGAGUUUGAUGAGGAGGAAAAACAAUAUUCAAACAAUUCAUCUAUAACUGGCAACCUGGAUGCUGAUGAGAAAACUAUUGCUCUGACUCCUUCAUUCUCAGCGCCAAUGGGUCACUUUAACCCCUCAUAUCACCCCCAACCUCCCUGCAGCAGCAGGAAUGACACCAUCACAUUCAUCCAGAUUCCCAACACAGAAGGUGGUGACAACUCCAGCACUCACGUCUACACUGGCUCAGGUUCUGGAGCAUCGUCGUAUCAGAUCAUCUCGCAGCCAGUCGAUGUCUAUAAAGACACGGCGCAGGAGUCCUUCUUGGUGGCCUCUACCAGCUGUCAGGGCCAAGAUGUGGAGAAGAUCAUUGCCAUUUCUCAGCCACAGAUUGUCACUUCUGGCUCCGAAAGCAGGGAGCGCUUAUUUGAAUGUGGAGAAUGUGGAAAGAGGUUCUUCAAGAAUGGUCACUUGAAGUCCCAUAUGACUAUCCAUACAGGUGACCGGCCCUUUGUGUGCCGCCUGUGUGGGAAGGCAUUUGGAAGGGGAACAACUUUACGCAAGCAUGAAAAGACUCACAUGAAGAGAUGCAAAAUUUGUGAUACAUCUUUUAAUCAUAAAUACGAGUUAGAUCUGCACAUGCAGAUACAUAGAACAUAUGCUUUCUAUAAGUAAUGAUUUCAAACAGAAUGGGCUGCAACUUUCAUGUUGACAAGUUUGAUUCAAAAGCUAAAUCUUUCAGUUUUCUAAAAUCCUGUUUAUUGUGAUAUCAUUACAAUUUAAAAAUGUGAAAUUCAUGUUGGUUUAUCAUACUGAGUGAAAUUGGCAUUGUUUUUUAAGCUAUGUUUACUUUCUAAAUUCUUUUCAUAUAUCCUCUCACAAAAUUUAUAGAAAAGAAAAAAAAACAACCUACUAAUAUAAUGUCUGUAGUAAAAGCCCCAUGAAUACAUCACCAUCAGUGUUAGACCAAUUACAGUAUUUUGUUGCAUUUCAUUUGAGAAACUUAAAAAUAAGACAGUUUAUUAAAGUAAAUAAAUAAUUUAUAUUGUUGGUUAUCCUGUCCAAGAUGUCAAAUAGAUUAUACCAGUAAUAAAUACAAUUUUAUUUUCAAAUUCUUUCUACAAAACCCAGAUUUGCAAACAUGUUUCAGAGGUAUUGUAAACCUGAUACUGCUAUAAUUAUUUUUACAAAAUUAUUUUGUAAAAUGUAAACGCUAAUAUUUUAUGAUGUUUUUAUUUUUCUACUCAUGUUAUACAUCAUUCAUUCAGUAAAAAAAUGAAUUUUAGAGUUGACAGUUGAUGGACCUACCCAUUUAAAUUUUAACCAAUCGCAUGAAAUGACGUUUGUGACAAUGUAUAAUUGUAGCCACCAUAAUAUGGGUUCAGCUGUGAUAAUAACUUUACAGAAUAUAUAUAUAUAUAUACUAUUGCUUUUUAUAUUUAAAAAAAAAUUAUCUGUAUCAUGAGCUUCUAAAGUAGAGAUGUCAAAUUUAUAGCCCUGCAUAAACUAUGGCUCAUGAUGUCUGCUACCUGGUUCCUUAAAAUCCUGCCUGGAGAGCAGAACUUAGUCCAUUGGAGUCAACUAUGUUUUGUGGUGGUGUGGCUUGUGACAUGCCAGUCAGAAAUGUAUACUGCUCCAGGCAUGGUUGGGCAAAGAAUUUCCCCCAUUUUUCUUCUGAAAAGUUUUGUCUCAAAAUAUUGUUUCCCAAUCACAAAUUUGCCUUGUGCUGGAUUCUGUGCUGAUAGAAAAGUUAUUUAUACAUCUCUGUAUAUUUAUACAUACCUGUUUAUGUAGCAGUUUACUAAAUUGAAUUGAAUGCAUAUUACUAGUAUAUAUAAUUAUAUAUAAUAACAGCAUUCUGUUAGACUUGGAAAAACAUUUGUUCUGGUAUUUAGGUAAUAAAUGAUUAUUUUCCGACUUUGAUAUUAUUCCUGUGUAGGUUUCUUUUCCCUUUAUUAGUAGUUUGCUUACAAUAGAAUUUUAUUGUGCUGUAAGUUUUGAACUGAUUUGUUUGGAUUGAUUUAGAAAGUAUACUUUGAAAACAGGUCUUUAAAAAAAAACUUUUUUCCUUUUUUUUUUUUUUUUUUUUGCUUACAGUGUAUGAAAAUAUUGACAUUUAGAUUGAAAGGCGCACUUUACAUGACUAAAGUAGAUUUACUGGUACUUCAAAUGUUAGGAGGAUAGUGCAUUUUCUGAAUAGCUGUUGCUGCAGUGCCAUUUUAUUCUUAAGAUCAGAACUUUUUCUGUCAAUCAUAAAUCUUUUUUUUUUUGGUCAUUAUUUCAUUGAAAUCAUCUUCAUGCAUUUUUUUUUUUCUGAUUUGAACAAUACACAUUGUUUGUUAAUUUUUGGUUUUGAAUUAAAGAUAAUUAAAUAUUAAUGUUUCAGUGGAAACUUGUUUCAUCAUAAUAGUUUGAUCUGGUGAAAAUUGGGUUGUCCAGAUAUUCAGUUUUAGUUGAAAGUUGUAUUACUGUGUUCAGUCUGUGAUUUCAAUAAAUGUAUUGAACUGAA